UGGGCCAUAAGACCGUUUUUGAUUCCGUACGUAUCUCAUCCUGUCAUCUCCUCUCCUCCGACACGGCGCACUUGACCGUGGGCCAUAAGAUCGUGCACUGCGUGAGCUUGUUUUCAUGCCCGUGAGUGAGAGGCUUCUUCACGCUGCUUACGCGUGACUUGAACCGACUUCGACAACAAGUUCAGAGAGUUCAGGACAUGCAGGUCUGAAAGUGCAGACUACCCUGACGCCCCUGUCCUAGCAAAAUGGCGCAAGACAGAUUGAUAAGGUGGGCUCUCAGCGUCACCUCUCUGACGCAGGAACAGCAGCAGGCCUGUCUAGCUUUCACCGCCCUGCUCCCGCCAGCGGAACAAACGCGGAUACGUAAAUUCGUACACACGGUAGAUGCCCUCCGAAGCCUCGUCGGGCAGCUGCUGGCUCGGCUAGCUAUCUUGUCUUUCCUUCCGGCAGGAACGAGAUGGGCCGAGGUGGAGAUACAGAGGAACGAUGAGUGGAAGCCAUAUCUCGUCUCUCCGGCGGUUCCCAACCUCCUCUUUAACGUCUCCCACCAAGGCGACUGGGUCGUCCUCCUCGCCGGGCACGCACAACUCCUCGGCGUCGACGUCGCCCGCACCGAGAUGACAGCCGCCCAAAAGCUUUCCAGCUACUUCAGCUACUUCCCGCACGUGUUCACCGACCGCGAGUGGGAGUAUAUCCGGGGGUACCGGAAAACCGACGACGAGGAGGGAUGUGCUGAGGAAUUACCCACGGGCGCUUUUCAUGUGGAUUUGGCGAUCUUGCCAGAGUCGCAGGUGCAGCAGUUGCAUCGGUUUCAUCAGAUGUGGGCGUUGAAGGAGAGUUAUAUCAAGGCGAUUGGACGCGGGUUGGAUGCCAAUUUGAGGCAUAUUGAGUUUAGCGUGCCUGAAGGGCAUGUGAUUUCGCUGGAUCCUGGGCAUGUCGAGCGGGAAAUCACAUUGAGUGUUGACGGCGAGGAGAAGCCGGAAUGUCUCCUCACGUUGUCGUACCUGGACGCAUUGCAUCCCAUUGCGACAUGUCAUGUACGCGCCGCGACCGCCGGACCUGGCCAACCGGCAGCACCGCUAGCUGGGGAUGAGGAUGGGCAGUGGUUCAAAGAAAGGACGUGGGCGGAGUUGGAGUCGAGCAUUAGGAAAGUGCAAUGAUUUAGUUUCAGAGAUGAUGCGGCGGUAGCGGAGUGUUCAUUCCCAUGUAAAUAUAGAUCAGAUACUAUAGAUUAGGCGUUAACGGGUCGGCCGUAGUUUUUAUUUAGCAUAUUCACUUUCAUUCCUCAAAGGCUCAAAUAUGCAUCCGGAAACAGCAAAA
Messenger RNA from Fimicolochytrium jonesii, 1320 nucleotides. RefSeq lists its product as uncharacterized. The transcript has 3 exons. Gene Ontology annotation, cellular component: cytosol. Lineage: Eukaryota; Fungi; Chytridiomycota; Chytridiomycetes; Spizellomycetales; Powellomycetaceae. Gene Ontology annotation, molecular function: magnesium ion binding; holo-[acyl-carrier-protein] synthase activity. The record is from RefSeq and is a predicted model, not a curated record. Bases 246 to 1160 code for a protein of 304 amino acids.